AACAUUUCUGUCUCCUACACUAAACUUUUGUGCAAGUAGGAGAACUAGUUUUUACAGAUUGCGUAUGUAACAGUUACUUUUUAGCUAGCAGCAGUACUGGUUUUUAUGUGAAACCAAAGCGUAAGUAAAGUACUUAAGUACAGAAGCAAUCAAACACAAAUACUAUCAUUAGUAAAGAGUCAAGGUGCGCCAAAAUUUGAGUGGGACAUGCUAACUAUUACCAAAUUGUAUGGUUUUGGACCUUUUGGUAGAUGGUAUGGUACAUAUAUUAGUUUUGAAUUCAGCUUUAGAUAUGAUUAAUUAUAAUCUAACUACACUUUCUCAACCAAAAUAUAACAUGCAACCGCACGUCAACUUAUAAAAACAUUAAAUCAAGAAUAUAAUAAAAGGUUAGUGGAGUAACUAAAUUUUAAAUAUUUUCUUAGUGUGAAUCUGAAAUGAUUAUCAUGGAUGAUGAUAAAUAGACAAUAAUUUCUUAGGAUAGUUUUCAUGCAAAGAAAUAGUAAAAACCACGUGAUUAUAGUUGGCUAGAAAAUUAGAACAUCCAUAUAGCUUUCAGCUGAAAAAAUCAUUCUCUAGUUUAAACAGAAAAACAAGAAGAAAGGACUGCACGAGCUACAAAACCAACAGUCCCAACAGCUUUGUUUCAAUUUAAUUCCAACCACCGAAUCUUAUAUCCUCCACAGCAAAGCCUACAAACAUGAGUCCAUAACAUGCUUGUAAGGUUUUAACACAAUAAAAAGGGUCACCAUCCAGUUUCAUACACAUAGCUCUAUUAGUUGAGUGAAGAAUUCCUCCUAAUUAUAUUUAGAAACUAUGAAUAUAUCAGAGUUCAAGUUGAAAAGCAAUCUAAGCAUAUGGAGUAUAUGAGAGUAUCUAUAUUGUUAAAGAAAUAGAAAUCAAAAAGCUUAUGUAUAGAGUUGCUCUUAUCAGCACCAUCAAAAAAAUACUAGUUCAGAUAUAGACAAAAAAUAAAGUGGCAACUUCGAGGAGAUAUCCCAAGUUUUUUGAUGUAGUUUAAUAACUAAAUAAUCAUUCAGUAUGAAUGAUUAACAUCAUAUUGAAUUUUAUCUAGAUUAUUUAACUAUUGUCAAAUUUAAAGAUAACACAAGCGCAACUGUAAGAAGAAAGACAAUCUAUUAGAGUAAUAUUUUACAUGUUUAAGAAGCAUGUAAAAUUAGUGAAUUGGCAUGUUUAAGAAAUAAGAACCCUUUUGAACUGCGAUUUCAUUGUGGUUUUAGAAAAUUUUAAAACACAAUGGUUGUGGAAACAAGACAUGUUUGUAAGCCCAUAAUUUUUUAUCCCGAGAGUCAAAUCAACCAUUGCAAUUUGGCCCAUAGACUGGUAGACAUAUGCCCAACGCUGAAAAGAGUAUUGAUGGAAACCCAACAGUAUUGACUAUAUAAUUCUCCUUCUUGAUAUGAAGGACCUUGGGGGUGGGUGUACAACUGUACAUUUUAAAUUAGGUUAGAUGAAGAUUAGUUACGGUUAAAUAGUUCGACCAGAAGCCAUUUAAUGAAUUCGUACUAAUAUUAAAGAAAAAGUUGAUUAAUUUAAAAGUCCGAGUUAGAGUUUGGGAUCCACCAUCCUUGCUAUAAUAUUACAGUGUCCAUUAUUUAUUAAUUCAUCACAAAAUGUCGCAAGAAAAAUAUUAAAAAAAUAUCUCCAGGAAUGUUAAAUACGUAUUAACAAUCCGAACUAGUUUCAAUACGCAUUCAAAAAUUAUAGAUUGGAUAUCUAUCUUGUUCAAUCUAUAAACUUUUUCCAUUUUAUUGGAAGUAUCAUAUGAUCAAGUUAUCAACAAAAGUCCAAAGAAUAUCGUUCAAAAAAAAAAAAAAAAAAAACAAAAGUCCAAAGAAAACAUUAUUCAAUUCUACUACUUUGAUAGAAUAUCAUUUACCGAGUGUGACAAUCUACUUUUGUAUUGUUAGCUACGAUUACAAUUAAUCACACAAACUUUAAAUAUCCCCUUCAUCAGUUUUGUCCAUAGUGUGAAACUUAUUGUAAAAAUUAGCGUCUGUAUCUUUUAUUUCAUUUUUCUAUCAAAAAUGUUUCAGACCGUUUUUUGUCCCUUCAGACCAAACAUCAGAACAGGUUCAGAUCGUUUUUCCUAUCCUCUCCACCAGUGAUACUGGAACCUAAUAACUUAAAGCACACUUUCCUUGAAAAGUGUUUAGUACCAAUAAAGCUAUUGAAGUUUGCUUACUCCUCGCUGUAUAUAUAUGUUAACCAAUCUGAACUUUUCAACUGCUCAUUCAGAUUUUUCACCGCUGAUAGUAAAUCAUGGAAGACAGCUUUAAUUCGAAGUGUGUCUGUAUUGAACAAAAACACGAAUUUAUGUACGUAUUAACGUAUGUAACUUUAAUACGUGUGUAUUAUGAGAAGGCAACAUAUACAUUCAUUUUUUCUCAAUAGAAAAAAAAAACACAAUACAUUACUUUUGUCUGUAGGUACUAGGUAACAUAACAAAUUAUGAACUGCUCAUCGGAUGGUUUACACAAAUAGUAAGAACUAAUAUUGUUAAAGCAAUAAAAAAAGAAACUAUUGACAUUAAGUUGGUAAUAAAAGUUAUAUUUCUUUUUUAGUUUCGUUAUGACAAAAUCCGAGAAUGUCGGCUUGAUUAAACAUUGGUGUUUUCUGCACUAUCAUUUUUAUAUUUUGUUACAAAAAGAAAAAGCUGAGGCUGUUAUUUAUGUGCACACGUGUGGAUCAAAUACUGGCACCACCUUUAUUUAUAACUUCAGUUACAGUAAGUGCCUAACCAUAUAGGACUAAAAACAUCAUUCCAAAUGUUGGUGUAUACAUUUAAUCUAGCAUAAAGUCUAAAUAGUUCUUGAUCUAUUGUGGGUUUAACCUUAAAUGAACGUUGAAAUAUCUACCGCCUUCACCACCCGACCCAACGAUAUUUAUUUGGCUUUUAUUUUACAUAUAUGGUUGGAAAAUUGAUAAAUGACAAAAUUGACUUAAAGUGGAAGAUAAACAAAUGGUGCACCGGUCAACUAAGCUGAAUAUCUGACGUGACCUCGUCGCUAUGUUACUUACAUCCAACAAAGAUAGGUUAAAAAUCAGUUUUGUGUGAAAUAAGUUUUUUUUUUCUUAUAUUUUGGGUAACUCAGUUUACAAGUGUAGUUGAGAUCAGACCGUAAAUCAAGACUCUAUGUUUUGUUUAUGUUGAAUGCAUAUGAUUUUAAAAUCGUUCCUUGCUUAUGUUGUCAUAUAGUACAUCAGUACAUUGUCAACCAAUAUACUCCACCAAUACACCUUUAUAUAUAAGCGCUGAGAUAAAAAAAUUUGUGGGUAUCAAAACUUAGGCAUGAUCAGUCCUUGUAUGGCCAUGAAAGUUACGUUAGACAAAUGAAAGUUCAAGUCGUGUAUAAACUAGAGUCAUUCAGAAAAAGUAAAGAAGUUGUGUUGAUAAAUGAAGCAUUAGAUAUCUACUGAUGUUACGGAGGCUUGAGGAACAAAUAGUGGGCUCAAAACAUCUUGAUUAUAGAUCAUAGACGAAAAGGUCAAUUUACAAACAAAAGAGAAAAUUCAACGUGAAGCUCUAUAUAAAUAGUUAGUUGGAGACAUAAAACAGUAACAUCAGACGCUAACCCGUCUGAUUUGUCUCUAUCUCUCUUCUGGUUGUCCGAGUUCUUAGAGAUAAACUAAGAACCCUAAAAACGAAGAAAGAUUGAAGAAAAAAUUAAAAAGAUGGUACACUCGAGAAAGUUUCGAGGUGUUCGCCAACGCCAAUGGGGUUCUUGGGUCUCUGAGAUUCGCCAUCCUCUACUGAAAAGAAGAGUGUGGCUUGGAACAUUCGAAACAGCAGAAGCGGCUGCGAGGGCUUACGACCAAGCAGCUCUUCUAAUGAACGGCCAAAACGCUAAGACUAAUUUCCCGGUCGUUAAAUCGGAGCAACAAGGCUCAGACAAUGAUCACGACCCUAACUCACCUUUGAUGUCUACAAAGUCGUUAUCUGAGCUCUUGAACGCUAAGCUAAGGAAGAGCUGCAAAGACCUAACGCCAUCACUAACGUGUCUCCGUCUAGACACAGACAGUUCCCACAUUGGAGUCUGGCAGAAACGGGCCGGGUCGAAAACGAGUCCCAACUGGGUCAUGCGUCUCGAACUCGGGAACGUAGUCAAUGAAAGUGCCCAUGAGUUGGGGAUGAAGAAACAAGACGUGGAGAAAGCAGAAGACGUAGAAGAAGAAGCUAAUGUUGAUGAGGAUCAGUUAGCUAUGGAAAUGAUCGAGGAGUUGCUGAACUGGAGUUGACUUUUUACCUUACCGGAUGAAAGUCUAAAGAAGAAUAAUGGUGGGUUUUUUUUUCACAAGCUUGAUUUUCGGAUUUUUUAUAUUCUUUCCACAGUUUAUAGUGUGAUUAAGAUGGAUCUAUCAAUCCAUAAUACAUGUAACAAAAUUGUUUAAAAAUACGUGUAAAAAUGUAUUAUAUACACACACAUGGGGUUGGUGUAUAUUAAGAUUUGGGGUCUAUAUCGAUAAAUCUCCUUGUAUCAUUGAAUGAAUGGGACUAAAUGUCAAUUUACUGUUA
This is a messenger RNA of Brassica rapa (field mustard), 4537 nucleotides long. Its product is annotated as ethylene-responsive transcription factor SHINE 2. Lineage: Eukaryota; Viridiplantae; Streptophyta; Magnoliopsida; Brassicales; Brassicaceae. Gene Ontology annotation, biological process: regulation of DNA-templated transcription. The record is from RefSeq and is a predicted model, not a curated record. Gene Ontology annotation, molecular function: DNA binding; DNA-binding transcription factor activity.